GUAUUAUUAUUGUUAUAAUGCUUUUCAUGUGCAGAGGGGGUAUUUUUGUUUUUAUAAUGAUACCAGUAAACUAGUUAUGUGGUGGGGUGCUGAUAAUUCAUCAAAUCAUUGCCUUUAUAUCAAAGUUUUUCUCUCGUUUAUGUGCAGUCAGGGUAAUUCAUCAAAUCAUAUAUUACUCUAUAUUAAUGUUUCACCCAAACAUGCUCAAAAGUAGUUUGGCCUAGUGAGCAAAACAAUUAUAAUACCAGGGCUAACUGUUAUAAUAAAUGCUCUCUACAACUUAAUAGAAGUAAAUAAUGGUAUGAAGCUUGUUUUUGCUACUGCUCUCCUCUCCAGUCCAGGAGGGGGCGGUAAUGUUCCUAUAUGCUGGUAAAAGACAGAAGUAACGUUAGACAUGGUGGGAUUAUAAGGGCAUACAUGCAAGUACUUAACGUUAACUAACAAGUCGUCAAAAUCGGGCUUCAUCAACUGACUGUUCCAACCCCUCAUAUUGUUAAGGGAAACACAAUGCUAUAGCCAGCUGAGGAGUGAUUUUGUCCGGCUCGUUUUCUGUAAUCUGCACUAACGUUGGAAGCAGCUAGCUAGCUGGUUAGCCAUCUGCGGCUCCAGCUUCAAGUUACGCCCCUCGCUCGUGGUCACUUUUUCUCCACUGUCAGAAUGAAAUAGCUGUUAAACGCAAUGAGGUCGCCCUUCAAUUUACACAACAAGUAACAGAGGACGAACGAAGCACACUGCGCCGGGAUAACGUUAAGCAUUUUGGCUACAGCCACAUCCAGGCGAAUUGUUUCGACGUUAGCCGCAAAUAAUGUGACGUUGCGUUGGUAAUAGCGACGGCUAGCUAACUGUUAGCAGCAACAACAUUGAGGGACUGCGUUAGGAACGAAACUCUGGUUUGUUUUCUUAUUUACAAAUGCGAGCAAGCCGAGAGUGCAUGUGAGAGCGGCGGCUAAAGCAAUGACGUCUGUGGAAACGACGACGUCUCCUGAAGCGCCAGGCCCGAGCACCCGAAGCCCGCGGCAGAGGCUCCAGAAGCUGCUCGCUGUACCGGGACACGAGCCGAGCCGAGUGAACGACCUGCUGCUCCUCCGGCCCGACGCGCACGGCCACGCCGAGGACAGCGGAUACAGGCAUGUUGUGUUUUUCCACGGGGACAUCCAGAACUUCGAGGAGGAGAUGGCGCUGCAGCCCGAAGGAGCCCAGUGGCUCUCCUGGAGCCUGGAGCAGGUCGCCCUCUCCCUCGGCCGGCGUUACCCGGACCGGCACAUUUGGGUGGUGCGAGCCUCUCGCAUGUAUCUCCACAAGUUCAGCAGCUACCACAACUUUGUGGAGAGCAACAUGUUCGGGGCCCCGGAGCACUCGCCGUACUCCGCUGACUCCGGUGCGUUUCUCCACCUCAGGGCCCUGCUGAGCCACGGCAUGGAGCGAGCCAACGUCCCCGACCCUCCCCAACCGCAGGGAGGCGCCCACAGCCUGACGCUGGUGGGCUUCAGCAAAGGCUGUGUGGUGCUGAACCAGAUGGUGCAUGAGCUGGCCGGGGCCCGAGCAGACCUGCAGAUGUCGCUCUUCGUGGAGGCCGUGUCAGACAUGUACUGGCUGGACGGCGGGCACCCGGGAGGCAGCGAGACCUGGGUGACCGACAAGCAGCUGCUGAAGGAGCUGGCCUCCAGCGGGGUGUCGGUCCACGCCCACGUGACCCCUUACGAGGUGAGCGACCCGAUGCGGCCCUGGGUGGGCCGCGAGCACGGACACUUUAUCAAGUGCCUGGAGGAGUUCGGGGCCAGGCUGAAUAAGAAGCUGCACUUUGAGGAUGAGCCCGCCUCCAUCGAGAACCACUUCAGGAUCAUCCAGGAGUUUUGAGCUCGUCCGAGAGCACUUACAGGCCGUUUGAGUGUCCUUCCUGCUGAGCAUGUGACUUGUGUGUUCUUCCUUUAACCUUGGAAUGAUUGGGGGUCAUGUAGAAACAUGAGGGUGUAUACUUAUGUGACUUAUGUUUAGACAUUUCUUUUAUGGUUUGAUAUGGAACCUUAAAAGGUGCAAUAAGAUAAGACCAGAAUUUUAGGUUCAACCACUCUACAGAUUGUCAUAAACAUCUUUAAAAGGGGAACCCAACCGCUCUGAUUGGGCUUCCAUUCCACAGCAGUUGCCCAACUUGAUUUGUUUAAUGGUCUUAAAUAAAAAAGAAAACAUUC
Pungitius pungitius (ninespine stickleback) is the source of this 2189-nucleotide messenger RNA. It is a transcript of the gene c10h2orf69, whose product is annotated as chromosome 10 C2orf69 homolog. Gene Ontology annotation, cellular component: mitochondrion. Bases 955 to 1857 code for a protein of 300 amino acids. The record is from RefSeq and is a predicted model, not a curated record. The transcript has 3 exons. NCBI's taxonomy places the organism in Eukaryota, Metazoa, Chordata, Actinopteri, Perciformes, Gasterosteidae.